UUGAAAUACCAUUACCCAAUCUUAAGAUGCAGAAAAUAUAUAGUCCAAACAUCUACUGCAACCAGGGUGGAGAAAUUCAAAAAUGUGCGAGAUGUGCUGCGCAGGGGAGUAAGGGGUUCAGUCCAGCACUCAAUCGGACCCAUCAAGGGAGACAAGAGGGAGCCGAGUAGAAGAUUUGGACAUGGUGCAAGAGAUACGCACGACGCCCUAAAAUGGAGUAUCACCCGUUCGCGAGGGGCAACUUUGGGAAAAAAGUAUAGAACAGACGUCCGUGAAAUGAACCGGCGGGUAGUAACAAGAACUGUUAAGUGA
This is a messenger RNA of Histoplasma capsulatum G186AR, 312 nucleotides long. RefSeq lists its product as uncharacterized. NCBI's taxonomy places the organism in Eukaryota, Fungi, Ascomycota, Eurotiomycetes, Onygenales, Ajellomycetaceae. The transcript is spliced from 3 exons. The record is from RefSeq and is a predicted model, not a curated record.